AUGGACAUUUCAGCAGUAAAUGUUCUUCCUUAUGAGGACUUUGUGGAUAUUUUUGGUAAUGUGGUGGAGAAAUGUCCUCUUGUCUCAGCUGCGGUGUGGACCAGGCGUCCCUUUGUGGGUCUAAAUGAUCUGGUAGCUGCAAUAAACCAGUUCAUCGACGCUCUUCCAGAAACAGGUAAAGAGGGGAUCCUCAGGUGCCACCCGGACCUCGCGGGCAGGGACCUCCGCCGCGGCGCGCUCACCCAGGAGUCCCGCGAGGAGCAGGCGCGAGCCGGCGUGGACGCGCUGAGCUCCGAGGAAGCCUCGCGCCUGGCACGGCUCAACGAGGAGUACAAGCGGCGCUUCGGCUUCCCGUUCGUCGUCUGCGCCCGUGCGCACGACAAGGCGAGCAUCCUGCGCGAGCUGUCCGAGCGCUGCGGGAACGAGCGCGCGGCGGAGAGAGCGCGCGGCAUCGAGGAGGUGAAGAAGAUCUGCCGCCUGCGCCUGCAGGACCUCGUGCUCUCUGAUAAUAAGCUGUAAAGGUGUUGUCUCACGUGAC
Molecule: messenger RNA, 538 nt
Organism: Nematolebias whitei (Rio pearlfish)
Lineage: Eukaryota; Metazoa; Chordata; Actinopteri; Cyprinodontiformes; Rivulidae
Gene: urad
Product: ureidoimidazoline (2-oxo-4-hydroxy-4-carboxy-5-) decarboxylase
Exons: 2
Coding region: 1-519 (172 amino acids)
Biological process (GO): allantoin metabolic process
Molecular function (GO): carboxy-lyase activity
Source: RefSeq, a predicted model, not a curated record